Molecule: messenger RNA, 354 nt
Organism: Leishmania mexicana MHOM/GT/2001/U1103
Lineage: Eukaryota; Euglenozoa; Kinetoplastea; Trypanosomatida; Trypanosomatidae
Exons: 1
Coding region: 1-354 (117 amino acids)
Source: RefSeq, a predicted model, not a curated record
AUGGGCUCUUUCUGCGCUAAGCCGGAUGCGGUCCCCAAGGACAAUGCGCACGAGGGUGAGAAGAACUACGAGGCGGGGGGCGAGAAGUCUUUCAACGACGCCAACGUAGAGGCAAAGUCGCCGCACCAGCAGUGCGAUAAGGACGACGCGGCAAAGGACGUCGAGGAAACGGACGACGCGGCAAAGGACGUCGAGGCAGCGGACGACGCGGCAAAGGACGUCGAGGCAGCGGACGGCGAGGCAAAGUGCGCCGAGGCGGUGGACAUGGAGGAGAAGCAGGAAGCAUUUGAGGUGGACCCCAAGAACGAGUUGAAUGAUGUGGAGGGGCAGGCGGGCGAAACGCAGGAUGAAUGA